Molecule: messenger RNA, 4542 nt
Organism: Drosophila mojavensis
Lineage: Eukaryota; Metazoa; Arthropoda; Insecta; Diptera; Drosophilidae
Product: endoplasmic reticulum aminopeptidase 2
Exons: 13
Coding region: 645-3896 (1083 amino acids)
Biological process (GO): peptide catabolic process; proteolysis
Cellular component (GO): cytoplasm
Molecular function (GO): zinc ion binding; metalloaminopeptidase activity; peptide binding
Source: RefSeq, a predicted model, not a curated record
UCCAGUUGGAAAAUGUACGCGCAAUCAAACGCAUCAGAAAGCGCGUAGCAAACAAACGAAACGUUCGAAACGAAAGCUCGUGUUGACAAAAAUCAAAAAAGAAACUCCUCAAACACACACGCACGCACACACACUCACCUAUAGAAACUCGCACGUACACACACACACACACACACACACAAACAGUCACUCACACUUAUACCCAGAUGAGUCGCGUGCUGCCUUUACACACUGCCCCCCACCCACUGUGCGUGUCUAUAACGAAAAGAGCAUAAAAAUUUCCAAAAAAAAAAAAAAGUAAAAAUAAUAAAGAAGCAAAGCAAAGUAGAAAAGUUUGACAAAAGGCAAUCGAAGCAUCAAAUCAAUUUCUGUCGGCUUUUUGUUAAUUAAAGCUAAUUACUAAUUAGUCCAAGUUCUGACGACGAGUUCGGUUCGCUAACGGAAAUCUAACGUGAAGAGUGCCUGUGUUAAUAUAGCAUAAAGUUUGUAUAUACAUAUAUAUAUAACUGAAGAACGCGGCGUCUUAGCAACGCAUUCAAGUUAACGUAUUGGCCGGAAAGCAAAGAGAUACCGGCCCCGUUAAGAUUUCGGUCGUUGGCGGUGGUCGUAAAGGUUCGAAAAUUUGGCGGCGCGAGCGCAUCGAAAUGACAAAUGAUCCGGACUUAGAUGAUUGUGCAUUUCUAUCAGGUGGCGAAUCCAGCGGCGGCCGCCAGACGCGCACCGGAGUCGCCGUCUGUUCGCAGCGUCGCGCCCUUCUCGUUGCCGGCAUCGUCCUUGGAUCCCUGCUGCUGACGGCCAUUAUCAUUGCCUACGCCGGACCCCAAAAUGACUGUUCCUGUGCGGCGAAAACGACGUCUGGCUAUGAAACGGAUGAAGAAAACAACACACAGCCAUUCAAUCCGAUUGCAACGAACGGGGAGCCCUUCCCCUGGCUCGAAAAGAUGCUGCCCACCAGCGUCCGACCCAUGCGCUAUGUGGUCACAAUACAUCCCAAUCUCACGACGCUGGACGUGAAAGGUCAAGUGACUAUCGAUCUAUUCAUCGAGAAGGAUACCAACUUUAUUGUGCUGCACAUACAGGAUCUGAAUGUAACCGAGAAGGCGCUGGUUACGCCCGGUCCCAAGGGGUAUGCUCUGAAGAUAGUCAAGGUGCUGGAAUUUCCGCCACGUCAGCAAUUCUACAUUGAAGUCAAAGAGAAGCUCAAAAAGAAAUCCAAUUAUACGCUAAACUUGCGCUGGUACUCCAAGCUGAAUCCCGAGCCGGAGGGCUUCUAUGUGGAUCAAUAUGAGAGCUUCAAUGGACGGGAUCGCCUGCUGGCAGCCACAGUCUUUAGACCGAAUGGUGCACGACGCGCCUUUCCGUGCUUCGACGAGCCGCAUGUACGUGCGCCCUUCCGUGUAUCCGUUUUCCGUGAUCGCUUCCACAUAGGUCUAUCCAAUUCCAUAGUGCAUACGACAGAGGAUGUGGGCUUCUACAUGGGCACAGGCCUGUUGAGAGAUGACUUCAUUGAAACGCCUCCACUGCCGGCUGAUGCUGUUGCCUGGGUGGUCAGCGACUUUCAGCGCGAGUCGCUGCAGCCCUCGGCCGCCUAUAUACCCACUACAGUGGCGCCACCUAGCGCUGGCGGCGGCAAGAAGCCAUCUCAACUGAACAACUACACGCAACUGAAGAGCAAAAAUCCGCCCGUACGCAACAUUACUGCCUUGACUCACUCGCUGAAUGUGAACUUGACGCCCUUCCACAAUGUCAGCACCACGACGACCACAUCACUGCCCGUGAUUAUCAAUGGCAAUGGGAAGCCCUCGAAUCUGACCUCGUUGUCGCAGUCGACGGGCUCGUCCAUCAAACGUGCUCCCUCGUAUACGUUCUAUGCGCCGAGAGACCUGCUGCCGCGCUCCUCCUUCAUUCUGCACACGUCCCGAGAUGUGCUGGAGUACCUGCAGACCUGGCUGGACAUCAGCUAUCCUCUGACCAAGGUGGACUUUGUUGCGUUGCCUUCGCUGGAUCGCAAUUUGAUCUCGUCGUUGGGUCUGGUCACGUUGAAGACCGCAUUUCUCACCGAUCCCAAUUCCAUAACCACGGAGCAGUAUCAGUUCAGUGCACUGCGCAUUGCGGAGGCUAUGGUGCGUCAGUUCUUCGGCGGCAUCACCUCCCGAAAGGUGCUCAAGGACGUUUGGCUAUGGGAGGGCCUCAUUCAGUAUCUGGGCAUCCAUGCGCUGGCUCCCCUGCAGGACAGCUGGCCGCUGCGCGAGAUGUAUCUGCUGAAGAUGGCCACCACAGCGCUGGACAUCGAUGCCAUUCAGGGCUGGGACAGCAUCAUGAACGGCACUCGCCACGACGGCAACAACGAAGAGUUCUUCGUCCAGAAGACGGCCGCCAUUUUCUCUAUGCUGCACACGGCCAUUGGCGAGGAUCGCUUUCGCGGCUGCCUGGGCACCUUCCUGAAGCUGAAUCGCUUCAAGACCGCCGAGCCCACUGAUCUCUGGACCAUAUGCACCAAGAAGGCCAACGGCUCGAAGAACAUCAAGGACAUGAUGACGCUGUGGACACAUCAGCCAGGUUUUCCGCUGCUCACCGUCACCAAAAUGGGCAACAGCAUUUCCAUAUCGCAGCGACCGUUCAAGCCAGCCGACUUCUUGGCCAUACACGAUGAGUCCUACGAUGGCAACAACUACAACCAGACGCUAGUGAAUGCCACCGACAUGCCCAGCACUGUGCCGCCCACCCAUGCCAACAAGCACAAGACUGCGCCGCAUCUCAAGUGGAUUUUCCCAGUGACGUAUAUCACGGAUAUGAACAACGCCAGCGAAACGCUCUGGAUGCAGAAUGUUGAUGUUACUUUCAAUGUGCCAGAGAAUGUGAAAUGGAUCAAGGUGAAUGCCAUACAGAACGGUUAUUAUCGCGUGAUCUACAAUGAUGAGAACUGGGCCAGUCUCAUCGAAGAGCUGUCCAAUAAUCCCAAACGUUUCACCAGUGAGGAUCGAUUGGGUCUGCUGUCGGACGCGUUUACUCUGUGCCAUGCUAAUCUCUUGCCCUGUGAGAUUACGAUGAAUAUGAUCCAAUAUUUGCCCAGUGAGACGCACUACGGUCCAAUGGCAUUGGCUGUGCGACAUCUGGAGAAAUGGCGUCGCAUACUCAAGUAUUCCGAAUGCUUCCUGAUGCUCAGCGAGUUCAUCAAAAUGAAACUGUCAACGGUGAUGGAGAAGGUGGGCUGGGUGGAUGAGGGCGAUGUGGCCAUCAGGCUAAUGCGUCCAGAGGUACUGCUAGCGUCUGUGCUGUGGGAGGAUAUCGAUAGCAUAACCAAGGCCAAGAAUAUGUUGAACCAGUAUUUGUACUACAACGGCUCGGCCAUAGCGCCCAAUCUGCGUGAGGUGGUUUACACGGGCUCCAUUCUGUCCGGCGAGUAUAUCUAUUGGCAGCAUUGCUGGGAGCGCUUCAUCACGCUGCAGCGCACCUCGGAGACGUUCGUGGAGCGAAUGCAGUUGCUGCGCGCUUUGGGACGCACUAAGGAUGCCUGGCUGCAGAAUCGUUUGCUCUCACACGUCACUAUGCUGCCCACCGAGGAGGUGGUGCAGGUGCUCAAGGCCAUUGCCGGCACGCCCACAGGCGGUGCAAUGGCCUGCCGCUUCCUGCAGGCCAAAUGGUACGAGCUAGAGAAGCGUCUGGGACCGGGCACCAUUAGCUUUGCCAAAGUGAUAUCGGCCAUAACGCAAUAUGGCGCAACGAAAUUCGAUUACGAUGAGCUAAAGUCCUUGGUGCAUCGUUUUGGCCGUGGACAGGGCAUGUCCGUGCUCAAUAUGACGCUCAGCAGCGUUGCCUCCAAUGUGGAAUGGGUGGCUAGAUCUCAGACAUCGCUCUACAAAUGGGUGGAAAGUAACUUGCAUUCGCAUCGAUAGAGCGCUACGCUGCUAUAAACAAAGUAUAUAUAUAUAUAUAUAUAUAGAUCUGUAUGAAUUUUAGUUGAAUUAUGUUCUCUGGAGUGAAACGAAACUAAACUCCAUCUCUCUCUCUCUCUCUAUCUCUCAACUCAUUUGUAAUUAUGUUCCUCGAAUGACACAGACACAGAUAUACACACACACAGAUAAAGUAAUCGACGAAUUCAUGAAUUAUUUAAAGUAAUAACUAAAGUAAUAUAAUAAUUACCAUAUCAUUGCCAUACACUUGCCAUAUACAUAUAUUGACAGGGUCUUGAGAUCUCUUCAUUAGUUGUGUUUUUGCUUUGACUUCCUACUUACAAAAUUUAGUUAACAUAAAGAAAAGAAAAGCAAAAAGCAACUGUAAAUUAGGAAAACCAACACACCAAUCUCUUAUACAUAUAUAAAUAUAUAACAAAUCGGAAAUAUGCAUACUUGAUGCCAUUUUCUAUUGUCUACAACAGAACACAACAGAUAUACAUAUAUGUAUAUCUAUAUAUUGUAUAUGUAUGUAUAUUUUACAAAAAAAAGAAGAAAAAGAAAACAAAGGAACAUAGCAUAUAAGACAAAGAAGAAGACAAAACACAGAUCAACAUAUUUUUUCAGCAAAAUCUAAAAAGAAAAACUU